GAGCACUGCACAGACCCGAGGGCCUGCGCCCUCCGGCGGUCGCCGCUUCCCGCCCACCUGCCCACCUGCCCGGGUAAGAAGCGCCCCCGCGCGCCCGCCUGGGGGUCUUGCGGGCAACCCAGUUGUCAGGCACGUCGCUGAAGACCCUGUGGCUCCAAAGCAACGGGGCACACUUCUCACCUGUGGAGCAAAGAACAGCAAAUUGUUCUUCUCUCGAGGAGAAUCUUUUCCCUCCUCUCAGAAGGAAAGAUGUCGUCGGAUGGGUAUUCCGCGGACCAGAAUUUCUGCUAUCUCAUAUCGUGUUUCAGGGCCAGAGUGAAAAGGUACAUUCAGGUGGAGCCGGUAUUGGACUACUUGACCUUUCUGCCUGCAGAGGUGAAGGAGCAGAUUCAGAGGGCGGUCGCCACCACUGGGAACAUAAACGCAGCUGAACUGCUUCUGAACACUUUGGAGAAGGGUGUCUGGCCCCCCGGCUGGACUAGGAUGUUUGUGGAGGCUCUCCGGGAAACAGGCAACUCCUUAGCGGCCCGCUACGUGAACCCCGAUCUCACCGACUUGCCCUCUCCAUCCUUUGAGAGCUCUCAUGAUGAGUGUCUCCAACUGCUGAACCUUCUUCAGCCUACAGUGGUGGACAAGCUUCUGGUUACCGAUGUCUUGGAUAAAUGUGUGGAGGAGCAACUGUUGACAGGUGAAGACAGAAAUCGGGUUUCUGCUGCAGAAAAUGAUGGAAAUGAAUCAGGAGUAAGGGAGCUCCUGAAAAGGAUUGUGCAGAAAGAAAACUGGUUUUCUACAUUUCUGACAGUUCUGAGACAAACAGGAAAUGAUGCACUUGCCUGCGAAUUAACAGGCACCGAUUGCUGUGAAAGCAAUGCAGAAUCUGACGAUUUAUUAGGAGAAAAUGGUCCUGAAGUUCAAGAGCCUCUCCUUUUAGCCACAGAUCAGCCAAGUCUGGACGUCUCGGACAUAGAGAAAAAUUCACUGGAAUCAUCUUUUGCAGAUUCUUCUGUAGUUUCAGAAUCAGACACAAGUUUGGCAGAAGGAAGUGUCAGCUGCUUAGAUGAAAGUCUUGGACAUAACAGCAACAUGGGCAGUGAUUCAGGCACCAUGGGAAGUGAUUCAGAUGAAGAGACUGUGGCUCAAAGAGCAUCCCCUGAGCCAGAGCUGCAUCUCAGGCCUUACCAACUGGAAGUGGCCCAGCCAGCUCUGGAGGGAAAGAAUAUCAUUAUAUGCCUCCCCACCGGGAGUGGGAAAACCAGAGUGGCCGUGUACAUUGCCAAGGAUCACUUGGACAAGAAGAAAGAAGCUUCUGAACCUGGAAAAGUUAUGGUCCUUGUCAAUAAGGUACCAUUAGUUGAACAGCUCUUCCGCAAAGAGUUCGAACCAUAUUUGAAGAAAUGGUAUCAUGUUACUAGAUUAAGUGGUGAUACCCAAUUGAAAAUAACAUUUCCAGAAGUUGUCAAGUCUUGUGAUGUUAUUAUCAGUACAGCUCAAAUCCUUGAAAACUCCCUUUUAAACUCAGAAGAAGGAGAAGACCCUGGUGUACAGCUGUCAGACUUUUCUCUCAUCAUCAUUGACGAAUGCCAUCACACCAACAAAGAAGCAGUCUAUAAUAACAUCAUGAGGCGUUAUUUGAAACAGAAAUUGAAAAACAAUAAACUCAAGAAAGAAAAGAAACCAGUGAUUCCCUUACCUCAGAUAUUGGGACUAACAGCCUCACCAGGUGUUGGGGGAGCCAAAAAGCAAGCCAAAGCUGAAGAACAUAUUUUAAAAAUAUGUGCCAAUCUUGAUGCAUUUACCAUUAAAACUGUGAAAAAAAAUAUUGAUCAACUUAAAGACCAAAUAAAGGAGCCAUGCAAAAAGUUUGUAAUCGCAGAUGACACCAGAGAAGAUCUGUUUAAAGAUAGUCUUCUAGAAAUAAUGACAAACAUUCAAACUUUUUGCCAAAUUAGUCCUAUGUCAGAUUUUGGAACUCAACCCUAUGAACAAUGGCUCAUUCAAAUGGAAAAAAAAGCUGCAAGAGAAGGAAAUCGCAAAGAUCGUGUUUGUGCAGAACAUUUGAAAAAGUACAAUGAGGCUCUACAAAUUAAUGAUACAAUCCGAAGGAUUGAUGCCUAUAAUCACCUUAAAACUUUCUACAAUGAUGAGAAAGAAAAGAAGUUUGAAGUCCUGGAAGAUGACAGUGAUGACAAUGGAGAUGAUAGUGAUAAGGAUGAAGAUGAGAAUGAUGAAAAGAAACCUUCAAAACUGGAUGAAUCAGAUAUAUUUCUCAUGACUUUAUUUUUGAGAAACAAGAAAAUAUUGAAGAAGCUGGCUGAAAACCCAGAAUAUGAAAAUGAAAAGCUGACCAAAUUAAGAAACACCAUAAUGGAACAUUUUACAAGGACUGAGGAAUCAGCACGAGGAAUAAUUUUCACAAAAACACGACAGAGUGCAUAUGCCCUUUCCCAGUGGAUUACUGACAAUAAAAAAUUUGCAGAAGUAGGAGUCAAAGCCCACCAUCUGAUUGGAGCUGGACACAGCAGUGAGUUCAAGCCCAUGACACAGAAUGAACAAAGAGAAGUCAUUAGUAAAUUUCGCACGGGAAAAAUAAAUCUGCUUAUCGCUACCACGGUGGCAGAAGAAGGUCUGGAUAUUAAAGAGUGUAAUAUCGUUAUUCGAUAUGGUCUCGUCACUAAUGAAAUAGCCAUGGUCCAGGCCCGUGGUCGAGCCAGAGCUGAUGAGAGCACCUACGUCCUGGUUGCCCAAAGUGGCUCUGGAGUUAUUGAACGUGAGACCGUUAAUGAUUUCCGAGAAAUGAUGUAUAAAGCUAUAGACCGUGUUCAAAAUAUGAAACCAGAAGAGUAUGCUCAUAAGAUUUUGGAAUUACAGAUGCAAAGUAUAAUGGAAAAGAAAAUGAAAAUCAAGAGAAGUAUUGCAAAGCAAUGCAAGGACAACCUAUCAUCAAUAAGUUUUCUAUGCAAAAACUGCAGUGUGCUAGCCUGCUCUGGAGAAGAUAUCCACAUAAUUGAGAAGAUGCACCAUGUCAACAUGACACCAGAGUUCAAGAACCUGUAUAUUGUGAGAGGAAACAAGGCACUGAAGACGAAGUUUGCUGACUAUCAAACAAAUGGCGAGAUAAUCUGCAAAAAAUGUGGCCAAGCUUGGGGAACGAUGAUGGUGCACAAAGGCUUAGAUUUGCCUUGUCUCAAAAUAAAGAAUUAUGUAGUGGCUUUCAAAAAUAAUUUAUUUAAGAAACAAUACAAAAAGUGGGUAGAAUUACCCAUCACAUUUCCCGAUCUUAACUAUUCAGAAUAUUGUUUGUCUAGUGAUGAGGACUGAUGUUUGAUUCCAGAUUCUUUUAAAAUAUUAUCAACUUGACCUUUCAUAGGAUUUUGAUGACAAUUUUCAUUAUACUACAGAACUGAUGUAAGAAUUAAUAAAAUCAUUGCUUUAUUCUGUGUUGAACUGUAUGGAAGAAGACAAUGUAUUAUGCUUUCCAUUUCUAUCUUGGUGGGCAGAAAUGCUACCAGUAAUACUCAUUAGUGAUUCUGGUACAGUGGAAAGAAUACUGGGGCAUAAAUGAGGAUCUGAGGUACUAAUCUCAAUCCUGUCACCAAUUUUCGGAAUAAAACGAAUCAGUUCAUCA
Phacochoerus africanus (Common warthog) is the source of this 3625-nucleotide messenger RNA. It is a transcript of the gene IFIH1, whose product is annotated as interferon induced with helicase C domain 1. Gene Ontology annotation, biological process: response to virus; positive regulation of interferon-beta production; innate immune response. Gene Ontology annotation, cellular component: cytoplasm. Gene Ontology annotation, molecular function: double-stranded RNA binding; zinc ion binding; single-stranded RNA binding. The record is from RefSeq and is a predicted model, not a curated record. Lineage: Eukaryota; Metazoa; Chordata; Mammalia; Artiodactyla; Suidae.